Messenger RNA from Cynara cardunculus var. scolymus (artichoke), 1778 nucleotides. Its product is annotated as hydroxymethylglutaryl-CoA synthase-like. The transcript has 12 exons. The record is from RefSeq and is a predicted model, not a curated record. Bases 226 to 1602 code for a protein of 458 amino acids. Gene Ontology annotation, molecular function: hydroxymethylglutaryl-CoA synthase activity. NCBI's taxonomy places the organism in Eukaryota, Viridiplantae, Streptophyta, Magnoliopsida, Asterales, Asteraceae. Gene Ontology annotation, biological process: acetyl-CoA metabolic process.
UUUGCUAUAAAUAUGUAGCCCCAGCAUGUAACGCCUCCUCAUCCCUCUCUCGACCUUCCUAGAAAAGAUUCUCUCGCCAAAGAAUAAACGUGAAAUCAGGAACGGAAAGCUGAAGCUCAGAUCCUUCAUUCGCUUUUCGAUCUGCUAAUCACCAUAGUUGAGUUGUGAUUCAGUUACUGUUUGAUUAUAGCUUUAUUGAAGAUCGAAGAACACUUGGAAACAGAGAUGGCUCCUCAGAACGUCGGAAUUCUCGCCAUGGAAAUCUACUUCCCUCCUACUUGUAUCCAGCAGGAUACCCUAGAAAAUUUUGAUGGUGUAAGUAAAGGAAAAUACACCAUCGGACUCGGACAGGAUUGCAUGGCAUUUUGUUCAGAGGUUGAAGAUGUCAUCUCUAUGGGAUUAACAGCUGUCACUUCGCUACUUGAGAAGUACGGGAUUGAUGCAAAACAAAUUGGUCGGCUGGAAGUUGGCAGCGAAACUGUGAUAGACAAGAGCAAAUCCAUCAAGACCUUCCUAAUGAAAAUCUUUGAGGAUUGUGGAAAUACCGAUAUCGAAGGUGUGGAUUCAACCAAUGCCUGUUAUGGUGGAACUGCGGCAUUAUUCAACUGUGUGAAUUGGGUGGAAAGUAAUUCAUGGGAUGGACGCUAUGGAUUGGUUGUCUCCACAGACAGUGCGGUUUAUGCCGAGGGACCAGCUAGACCAACAGGAGGAGCAGGUGCUGUUGCUAUGUUGAUAGGGCCUGAUGCUCCUAUUGCAUUUGAAAGCAAAUUCAGGGCAAGUCAUAUGUCCCAUGCUUACGACUUUUACAAACCUGACCUUGCAAGUGAAUAUCCGGUUGUUGACGGAAAGCUGUCUCAAACUUGUUAUCUCAUGGCACUCGACUCUUGCUACAAGGGAUACUGUCAAAAGUACGAGAAAUUACAAGGCAAACCCUUUUCAAUGGCCGAUGCUGAAUAUUUUGUUUUUCAUAGUCCAUAUAACAAGCUUGUACAGAAGAGCUUCGCUCGCUUGGUGUUCGAUGAUGUUGCUAGGAAUGCCAGUACUGUUGAUGAAUCCGCGAAAGAGAAGUUAGGACCGUUCACAUCUCUAGCAGGCGAUGAGAGCUACCAAAGCCGUGAUCUUGAAAAGGCAUCACAGCAGGUGGCAAAACCCGAUUAUGAUAGGAAGGUUCAGCCAGGAACCUUGAUUCCCAAGCAACUGGGAAACAUGUACACUGCAUCUAUCUAUGCUGCCUUUGCUUCCCUGAUUCACAAUAAGAAUAGCUCUCUGGAUGGAAACCGCGUUAUGAUGUUCUCAUACGGGAGUGGAUUAUCCGCCACAAUGUUUUCAUUACGUCUUAGUGAGGGCAAAGCGCCUUUUAGUUUGUCAAACAUCGCAAAGGUCAUGAACAUUGAACAUAAGUUGAAGACAAGAACAGAGUUUGCACCGGAGAAAUUUGUCGAAUUGAUGCAGUUGAUGGAGCACAGAUACGGUGGCAAGGACUACGUGACAAGUAAGGACACGAGUCAUCUUGCUCCGGGCACCUACUAUCUGACCGAAGUAGACUCCAAAUACCGAAGAUUUUACGCAAAGAAGACGACCGAGUUGGCCAACGGUCAUUGAAGAUUGAUGGUAAUCAGUGAGUGGACUCAAGUUUAGCUCUACAAGUAUGGUUUUGGUUGAGGGUGAUGUUGUAAGAGCACCUAAUAAUUUGGUUUCAUUUGAGUUUGUUAAUCCAUAAUAGUCGAGUAUGAAAAAGAAAUUGUAUUUUUAAUCUAUUUUUAUCAAUAAUAAUUAUU